AACACACCCCUUAUUAAAACACCAAACCCUAACCCCCCACCAUCCCCACCCUCUCUCUGUCUCUAAAUAUCUUCUCUUCUCCCUUCCCAUCCAAACACAAUGAAACCCACCACCAUUUCAAGAUCCCUUGCCACAAAAAAGAGAAGAAAUCACGAGUCCAACUUUUACAGAUACUUGAAACCUGGUGCGCUUGCUCAACUCAGGGAUUCCAAGAUCAGCUCGCUAACACGGUUAUCUGUCCAUCAAUUUGACUCAAUCCCUACAACCCCACGACAGAUCUCUUCAAUUCUUGAUCUUGAACAAGUCCCUUGUUUUCUCAUGAGCAAGAUUCGGGGUCCUGCUUGUUCUCUUAAGAGGAAGAGGCUUGUGGCUGCUAGAUCUGUGUUUUUACUCAAUUUGGAUCCUUCUAACUCUCCUGUUUUAGAUCCCAGUAGUAGUAAUAAUGAUAGUGGUUCUCUAAUUAGUGUGUAAAUUUCCCCCACCCUUUUGGUUGUAAUUUUUUUGUUUAAUGAAUGGAUCAAGAGCAUCUAAUAAAGUUGUUUAGUAAUUGAA
Molecule: messenger RNA, 552 nt
Organism: Populus nigra (black poplar)
Lineage: Eukaryota; Viridiplantae; Streptophyta; Magnoliopsida; Malpighiales; Salicaceae
Exons: 1
Coding region: 100-471 (123 amino acids)
Source: RefSeq, a predicted model, not a curated record